AAGGCUGCUGGGAGGAGGGACGUCGCGUGCAGCGCAUAGACUCGCGAUGGAAGAGCGAUGAAUCUGUCGCGGAGAGAACGGCGGAGCUCUGUUGUCAACGGCAUUCCCGACGACGACGACCGAGCUGGCGUUAACGUUGCAGAUGCGGUCUAGCUGUUGAUCGAGCCGCGUUGGCGACCAUCGAUAAUCUGUAAAAGGAGCGCCACCGAGACAGACAAAAACACCUUUCCUCGAUCCGAAGAAGAAGAAACGGAGGCAAGAGGCGCGAAAGUCCGCGCCGGAAGGUCGGAGGAGGAGGAGGAGGGGGUGGAGGAGGAAGAGGAGGACGAAGAAGAGAAGAGAAAAGUGGAAGCGGAAACGGUAGUAGUAGUGGAAGAAGCAAAGAAAGAAGAGGUGGAGGAGAAGGAGAGCAAAGAGCACGAGUGCAAGAACGAGGAGCAGCGAGAGGAGGAGGAGGAGGUGGUGGAGGCGGCGGCGGAGGUGGCGGAGGUGGAGGCGGUGGGAAGAAGAGGAGAGGUGGAGAAAGAGAAGGACAACGGGAAGAACGGGAACGGAAACGGAAGCGAGAGUGAAAGAGGAACGGCAAUUCGAGAGAAUCGGGUCAAGAGAAGGAGAUACGACGACGACGACGACGACGACGACGACAACAACAACAACAAUAACGACGACGACGACGACGACGACCACGACGACGACGACGACGUGGAGGAAAACAUGACGCAGCAAAGCGGUGCUGGGUCGCCCCAGCAGUUCUGCCUGAGGUGGAACAACUACCAGACAAAUUUGACCAACGUGUUCGACCAGCUGCUCCAGAGCGAGAGCUUCGUCGACGUGACGUUGGCCUGCGACGGCCACAGCGUGAAGGCGCACAAAAUGGUGCUGUCGGCGUGCAGCCCGUACUUCCAGGCGCUCUUCUUCGACAAUCCCUGCCAGCAUCCGAUCGUCAUCAUGAAGGACAUUAAGUGGCCCGAGUUGAAGGCCGCGGUCGAGUUCAUGUACAAGGGGGAGAUCAACGUGUCGCAGGAGCAGAUCGGCCCGUUGCUCAAGGUGGCCGAGAGCCUGAAGAUUCGCGGACUGGCGGACGUGAACAACGAGCACGAGCUCACCUCGAGAUCGUCCAGCUUGGAGGAGGCGGCGAACGCAGCGGCGGCGGCCGCUGCCGCCGCGGCCGCCGCGGCCAUGCACAGGAAGAAACGGCGUCGAAUAUCCGGCGAGAGAUCGCCGCCGCCCAACUGCAGCCCGGACCGGAUCAUCACCGGCACCGGCAUCCCCACGGACGAUCAGGACCCGAGCCAAGGCGGCGGGGCGGGCGUGAUCGUGCCGGACAUUCACAGCAUGCUACCGAGCAGCUCGACCCCGCGGUCCCUCGGAUCCCCCGGCACGCCCGGCGGCGGCGGCAUCGUCUCCGUCACGCCGCAGAUCAACCUCCAGGAACUUCCGGUAUCGCUGCCCCUGCCGCCGCCGCCGCCGCCGCCCCCUCAGCCCGGCCAGCAGACCCCGCACUCGAUAUCCGCUCACCACGUGCCCGGCCACGUGACUUCCGGUCCCCACGCCUCCGUCAACCACCUGACCGCUCACGGCCAGCAGCUCUCCGUUCAGCAGCAGCAGCAGCAGCAACAGCAGCAACAGCAGCAGCAACAGCAGCAGCAGCAGCAUCAUCAACAGGCCGGCCAACCGCCGACACCCGGGGACGAUCUCGAGAUCAAGCCUGGCAUCGCCGAGAUGAUUCGCGAGGAGGAAAGGGUGAGUCUUUUUCUUUCUUUUUUUUUCACUUCGAUUCCGUCUAGUUUUUACGCUAGAAAUUUUUCAUAUACGUGGAUGGACCGAAAGAGACAGAGAAGA
Messenger RNA from Frieseomelitta varia, 1842 nucleotides. RefSeq names its product protein bric-a-brac 2-like. Gene Ontology annotation, molecular function: protein binding. The annotation marks the transcript as partial. The transcript is spliced from 2 exons. NCBI's taxonomy places the organism in Eukaryota, Metazoa, Arthropoda, Insecta, Hymenoptera, Apidae. The record is from RefSeq and is a predicted model, not a curated record. Gene Ontology annotation, biological process: regulation of transcription by RNA polymerase II. Gene Ontology annotation, cellular component: nucleus.